CCUGGGAUUAUUUACUGCUGGGAAAUUUCACCCCAUUUCACACGAGUUGGGUUUUGCCGAAUGCUUGGUGACACCAUGAUUGAAGUGGGAUUUCACGUGAUACUCACCACUACCCUGACUGGUAUCCUGCUGGUGGCCGUGGUGGCACUGCUUUGCUACUUUACCUGCAGACUGGCUGGGCCACUGCCCCUGGGUGGACCUGGCAGCUUUUAAGGGGCGUGCUGCAUUUGGGGGAUGGUAUGAACAACUGGCUUCUGGCAUGUCAUCUGGGAUUAAUAGUGUACCUUGUUAUUAUACACAUCGACUUCUGCCUGCUGUGAGGUGACUGCACACAGGCUUCCUCAGCUUCUCAAAGUGGCAUGUUAUGGCUGUCUAGAGUGACGCGGCAGCCACACAGAGACAACAUGAAGGUGACAGCCCUGCUCAUCAUUUGCUCCUGUCUGAUCUUGAGGAGUUUGGGGAAGCCACAAUUCCCUGAACAAGAGAAGGAUCCCAAGUUUUGGAAUACUUGGGCCCAGCGGACCCUGAAGAACGCUCUGACGCUGCAAGAUCUCAAUAAAAACAAAGCGAAGAAUCUCAUCCUCUUCCUUGGAGAUGGUAUGGGCGUUCCCACGGUGACAGCUGCUCGAAUACUGAAGGGUCAGCUGAACGGACAGAGUGGAGAAGAGACGCAGCUGGAGAUGGACAAGUUCCCUUUUGUGUCUUUGGCUAAGACAUACAACACUAACGCACAGGUGCCAGACAGUGCUGGCACCGCCACAGCUUACCUCUGCGGGGUCAAGGCCAAUGAGGGCACGGUGGGAGUGAGUGCAGCUGCUGUCCGAUCCCAGUGUAACACCACGGAGGGCAAUGAGGUCACCUCCAUCCUCAGAUGGGCUAAGGAUGCAGGCAAGUCAGUGGGAAUAGUGACAACAACCCGUGUCAACCAUGCAACUCCCAGUGCUGCUUACGCCCACUGCGUGGACAGAGACUGGUACUCCGACAAUGAGAUGCCAGCUGAAGCACUGCAGGCCGGCUGCAAGGAUAUCGCCAGACAACUCUUUGAAAACAUUCCCAACAUUGAUGUGAUUAUGGGUGGAGGGAGGAAGUAUAUGUUCCCCAAAAACAAAUCAGAUGUAGAGUACCCUGACGUUGCGAAGCACAGCGGCACACGAAAAGACGGGAGAAACCUGGUGCAGGAGUGGACUGACAGAAUGAAGGAUAAAAAAGGCCAUUAUGUAUGGAACAAGAAGCAGCUCUUAUCACUAAACCCUAACAACGUGGAUUACUUAUUGGGUCUCUUUGAACCUGCGGAUCUGACAUAUGACUUGGAGAGAAACACUGAGACUGAUCCUUCGCUGACAGAGAUGGUGGAGGUGGCCAUCAAGAUCCUGAGGAAGAACCCCAGUGGAUUUUACCUGCUUGUAGAAGGAGGACGUAUUGACCACGGACACCAUGAGGGCAAAGCCAAGCAGGCUCUGCAUGAAGCUGUGGAAAUGGACAGAGCCAUCGGCCGGGCAGAUCUCUUGACCAGCAUCCAUGAUACACUGACUAUAGUUACUGCUGACCAUUCUCAUAUGUUCAACUUCGGAGGCUACACGGUCAGAGGAAACACAAUAUUUGGUCUGGCCCCAAUGUUGAGUGAUAUUGAUCAGAAGCCCUUCACCUCCAUCUUAUAUGGGAAUGGACCAGGUUACAAAAUUGUUAAUGGUGCGAGGGAGAAUGUCUCCACGAUUAACUACCAGGAAAACAACUACCAAGCCCAGGCAGCCGUACCUCUGAACAUGGAGACUCAUGGAGGAGAAGAUGUGGCUGUGUUUGCCAAAGGUCCCCUGGCUCACCUGCUACAUGGGGUCCAUGAGCAGAACUACAUUCCCCACGUGAUGGCUUAUGCAGGCUGUAUCGGCCAGAACAGGGAACACUGUAUGUCACGCAGCGGGACUGCCGGGCUGCGCCCCGUCCUCACUAGCAUCGCAGCCCUUCUAUCAGUCACCCGACUUCUGUGCUGACGUUCCCCUGACAGUCCUCAUCCUGGGUACUAAACCCCUGUUUUAACCAAUUUGUUGUUGUUGUUGUUUUUUACAUUUUCUAAUUUUACUCUUCACUAUUUUGAUCAUGGGACCACUGUUAGGGCACUUUUGUGUUAUGAUAAUUAAUUGACAAAAGUAUAAGGAUAUCAGUUUUACUCUAUUCAGGCAAAUAUGUAAAACAUUACAAAAUAAUCAAUCACCCCUGAUGCACUGAAAUGAAAAAUGCUGUUGCAGAGAUCACCACAAAAUCAGAGAUCUCAGUUGUGAUUUGUCUAUUAUAAUAGUUUUUAUUAAGGGCUUUAGGACCUGUUAAGCCUCAUUGUUAAAUGUAAACCCUUUUAGGUUUGAAUAGAUAGAAUUGGAUUUACAAAUGUUUCAUAUCUUAAAUGUGCAGUUAACAAAAUCUACCUCAUAAGAUUGCAAAAGAUCAUGUAAUUAAGGUGUGUUCAGAGGGGGACAUUUUCGUGGACAAAUUAUAUGCCAAAACCAGAGGCAACUGAAUGUAUAAUUGACAAAAGAUUAAAAGAUAUGUAUUUCUUGUCAUACACCUUGUGCAUACUUGCAAAAAGCACCAAAUAAGCCCACUAACCAUCGUUGUGUCCAACAGCCUAACAGAAGUUGUAAAACCUCUUAACCAAUAAAAGAAAUGUUUGUUUCCUGA
Messenger RNA from Siniperca chuatsi (mandarin fish), 2670 nucleotides. RefSeq names its product alkaline phosphatase, biomineralization associated (gene alpl). Gene Ontology annotation, molecular function: alkaline phosphatase activity. The record is from RefSeq and is a predicted model, not a curated record. Bases 360 to 1988 code for a protein of 542 amino acids. The transcript has 12 exons. Gene Ontology annotation, biological process: dephosphorylation. Gene Ontology annotation, cellular component: plasma membrane. Lineage: Eukaryota; Metazoa; Chordata; Actinopteri; Centrarchiformes; Sinipercidae.